Molecule: messenger RNA, 1059 nt
Organism: Gossypium arboreum
Lineage: Eukaryota; Viridiplantae; Streptophyta; Magnoliopsida; Malvales; Malvaceae
Product: disease resistance-like protein DSC1
Exons: 2
Coding region: 59-556 (165 amino acids)
Molecular function (GO): protein binding
Source: RefSeq, a predicted model, not a curated record
AAUUUGCCUUCCCUUUCCAAGGUUAUUCAAAAGAGGAAAGAUAAAUUCCAGGGCUCUGAUGUUGCCUUCGUUGUUUGGUUUGAGUUCAUUAACGAUGCUGAAACUAAGGAACUGCAAUCUUUGUGAAGGAGAUAUUCCUAGUGAUAUUUCUCGCCGAUCCUCUUUGAUACACCUUGAUCUUGGUGGUAACAAUUUCGUCAGCAUACCUUUGUGUCUUGCUCAAUUUUCCAAGCUUGAAUUUCUUAGAUUGUCAUAUUGCAGGGCUCUAAAAUCGUUGCCUGAGCUUCCAACAAGUAUAAAAGAUGUAAGGAUAAAUGGUUGUGCUUCUCUGGAAACUAAUUGUGGUUAUAAUCAUCCUUUCGACACUGAUUUAAUCGUCCUGGAAAUGGAGGUUGGAUUUUCGGCAGUGAGGGUUUCACUCGGACCUGUUCGUCAUUUUCAGGAUUUUCCUGGGCGUUUUCUUGGCCAAGAUUCCUAUCAGGAAUUGGUUCCAGUACUUUCCACUUCACAACGUCACUGUAUUUGCGUGUUGUCUUGGAUUAAGUUCUGUUUGUGACGGCAGCUUCCUUUGAGAGUUCAAUUUCUCAAUUGAUAUGGUCAAUUCUCUUAUAGAUGACUCGAUUUUCUAUUGAAAAUCAAGCAUAUAAGCUGCUAAUUUAUUGACUAAAGUUUCUAGAGAAUUAUCUGAAUCUUGUGGCUGCUGUGGAACUCGAUUUGGUAUGGCUAGUUAUAUUGUGGAUUGGCCCCAUAACUCAAGUUAGGAUGGUCCCUCCAUCCUGAGUUGUAGGUAUUAGCGUAAGGGUCGUAUCGCCUUUGUGGUGGCCCAGAAAAUUUCCCACAGCAUCUAAAUAAGCCAUAGUAUCAUCAUUCAAACUGGGACAAAUAUCAGUUGUAUGUUCAAGGGUAGCACAUAUUCUGCAUAAGCGGGCUGUUUUUGCUUUUUCUGCAAUAAAAGAAUGUAUCAUAUUAGUAAGUCUGUAAACUUUAUCCUCUAAGGUUGAAUUACUUAGCUGGUGAACCCUUCUAGGGGGUUCAAGAUUGGCUUGAAAUUGCUGAGAA